AUGUUCAUCUACGGCCAUUGUCUCAAUGUCUUGGACCUUACCGCGGCCGCUCUCCUCCUCUUCACCCUCGCAGCCGUCAUCCGCCGCCAUCUCGCCCUCCGACACAUCCCCGGUCCCUUCCUCGCCUCUCUCACUGACAUAUGGCUCCUCUGUGUCAUGCGCUUCGGCGACUACCGCCAGACCACCGCCAGCCUCGCCGCCCGAUACCCCAACAGCAAAUUGAUCCGCUACGGCCCCCAUCGCGUCCUUUUCAGCGACCAACACGCCAUCCCGCUCGUCUACGGCACGACCAAGCCCUUUCCGAAAGCCGCCUCGUACAACACGGUCUCACCAUACAUCCCUGGCCGCGGCGUUGUGUCAACUCUGCUUUCCAGUCGUGACGAAACCCAAAUCUCCGCUAUAAAGCGCCACAUUGCACACGUCUUCAGCACCACGGCAGUCCUCGAAUUCGAGCACCACAUCGACGACAGCAUCACCCAGCUACUCGCGGCCCUGGCAUCCGCCGGCCCACAAGUCAACCUCCAACACGACGACACGCCUCUCGCGUCUCGAACAGCUGCGGUCGCCGACACCAGCCGCGGCGGCCAGAUCCGCUUCGCGCACUGGAAUAACUGGCUCGCGGCGCCCUAUCUCGAAUCGCUAGUCUUUAAGAACCCUCUCCUCGCACACUUUGCGAGACCAGAGCUCAUCACGACCAUAGCCGCCAAGCGUGUCGUGGAGCGUACUGAGAAGGGUGGCGCGGCGUUCGCACACGCCGAUCUGCUGGACAGGUUCUUUCAAGCCCAGCAGAAAGAUCCAGAGUUGUUCUCCAACCCGCGCAUUGUAGCGUUGGCCCUGGCGGUCGUGCAUGGCGGGACGGAGACGACGGCGCACAGCCUUACGAUCCUCUUCUACCUUCUCCUCCGACAUCCCAAGUCCCUUGCGCGCGUGCAGCAGGAGAUUGGUGAAGCGACCUUCUCGCGUUUCCCACCACCCUAUACCGAAGCCGCAAACCAACUGCCGUAUUUGGAGGCGUGCAUCAAAGAAGCUCAACGCGUCCAACCCCUUCAAUCAGGCCCGACUGAACGCGAAGUUCCCGUAGGCGGCGUAGCUAUCGCUGGGACGUUCUUGCCUGGCGGCACGGUCGUGAGCCUGAACAAAGCAGCCCUGCAACUCGACCGCAGCGUCUUCGACCCACACGAUCGGUACGACGUGCACGAGUUCUUACCUGAGAGGUGGCUCGAUGGGAUCGAUGCGGCGCAGGCGAGUUUGAUGAACCGCACGAAUUUCGCGUUUAGUCAUGGCAAGAGGGUUUGUUUGGGAGUGCAUUUGGCGUGGGCGGAGAUGCUGAAAGUGACGGCGAGUUUACUGAUGCGGUUCGAGGUGCAAUUGGUGGAUCCGGGGUGUCGGUUGGAGGUGAAGAGGGGGAUGACGGCGAUUGUUACGGGAAGGGGAUUGCCUGUGUUGUUGCGGGAGCGGGUGUGA
Messenger RNA from Cyphellophora attinorum, 1464 nucleotides. RefSeq names its product Pisatin demethylase. The coding region runs from base 1 to 1464 and encodes 487 amino acids. The record is from RefSeq and is a predicted model, not a curated record. The transcript has 2 exons. NCBI's taxonomy places the organism in Eukaryota, Fungi, Ascomycota, Eurotiomycetes, Chaetothyriales, Cyphellophoraceae. Gene Ontology annotation, molecular function: monooxygenase activity; heme binding; oxidoreductase activity, acting on paired donors, with incorporation or reduction of molecular oxygen.